AAAAAAUCAAAUUAUGGUGUCUAUUAGCAGAGAAGAUGGCAGUUCAUAAAUACAUUGAAACUGGUAAACAAUGUGAUGCUAAAUGGAGGACAUUAAAAACUAGAUACAAAGAAAAUAAAAAAAAAGCACUACAGUCUGGUGAAGGAAAAAUAACUUGGCCCUACUUCAAUUUAAUGGAUUCUUUUUUAAGUAAAAAAGCGUACAUAAGCCCACCAGUGGACAGUUUACUCGGGUCCAAGUUGCCAACUCCAACAAAACACCAAUCAACUGCAACAAUAACUAGUUCUAGCAACAGUAUCUCAACUGUUAAAAAACCUUCUACUAGUAAGAAUUUAUUUGAAAAUAUUGAUCUUAUUGAUAAUAUACCUCUAAAUAAUUCUACUCAUGAAGAAAUUGAUGUGUCAAAUACUGAAGGUCUCACUACAUAUUGUGGACAUCAAGAUAGUGACGAUAGUACAAAAAGUAAGAAGAAGUUGAAAGAUAAAAAUAUAUCAAGCUUACUAAGUUCAUUAAUCGAUCAACGUCAAGAAAUGAUAGACUUUUUCAAAGCAAAAGAUGAACAAGAAAAAAAACGAGAUCAACUAUUUGAUUUAAGAUUGAAAAAAAUUGAAGAAGCAGAACAAAAGGCAGCAGAAAUAAUGCAAAAGAGCAAUGAAAUAGAGGAAAAAAAAGUAGAUUUAAUGAGGGAUUAUAUAGCAACACUAAGUAAAAAUAAAUAGGUUAAGUUUUAUUUUAAUUAUAAGUAUAUGUAUUUCUUUUUUCUGUUAAAACAUUACAAAAUUAUAAUAUUUAUAAUA
This is a messenger RNA of Aphis gossypii (cotton aphid), 797 nucleotides long. RefSeq lists its product as uncharacterized. The transcript has 3 exons. The record is from RefSeq and is a predicted model, not a curated record. NCBI's taxonomy places the organism in Eukaryota, Metazoa, Arthropoda, Insecta, Hemiptera, Aphididae. Bases 36 to 719 code for a protein of 227 amino acids.